AGUCAGACGCUGUGACGCCCGCCCCCUGCAGCCUGUGCUGCAGCCGCUGUCCACCGGAGGGGGGCGAAUCCACGUCAACCUGUUGUUUGUCCAGUCCCUAUUGAUCAAGUCAGAGCCACAAGGAAGUGCGGCACCCACACGCGCUUGGAAAGUUCAGCACGCAGGAAGUUUUGGGAUAGCUGGCCCAGUAGCUGGGCGGCCCGGGAGGGGCAGCUCGGAGCGCCGGGCAGCACAGGCGGUGAAGGCGCGGGGCUGCACAGUAGAAGUUCACUGACCCAAGCCUGUGGGCUUUUUUGUUUAUUUACUUUUGGAGCGACGCUGUCCCUAGGUCGCUGAUCCCAAAUGCACCGGCUCGUCUUAGCCUCCAUUCUCCUGUGCUCGAACUUUUGCUGCAAUCGGGACACUUUUGCGACUCCGCAGAGCGCAUCCAUCAAAGCUUUGCGCAAUGCCAACCCCAGGAGAGAUGAGAGCAAUCGCCUCACAGACUUGUACCGGAGGGAUGAGAACGUUCGGGUGACAGGCAGUGGUCACGUGCAGAGCCCUCGCUUCCCAAACAGCUACCCAAGGAACCUGCUUUUGACAUGGCGGCUCCACUCCCAGGAGAAAACACGGAUACAACUGGCCUUUGACCACCAGUUUGGACUAGAGGAAGCAGAGAAUGACAUCUGUAGGUAUGACUUUGUGGAAGUUGAAGAUGUCUCUGAAAGUAGUACUGUUGUCAGAGGAAGAUGGUGUGGCCACAAGGAGAUACCUCCAAGGAUAACUUCAAGAACAAACCAGAUUAAAAUCACAUUUAAGUCUGAUGACUACUUUGUGGCAAAACCUGGAUUCAAGAUUUAUUAUUCAUUUGUGGAAGAUUUCCAACCUGAAGCAGCCUUAGAGACCAACUGGGAAUCAGUCACAAGCUCUUUCUCGGGGGCGGCCUAUCACUCUCCGUCAGUAACGGACACCACCCUCACUGCUGAUGCCCUGGACAAAACUAUCGCAGAAUUUGAUACCGUGGAAGAUCUGCUUAAGUACUUCAAUCCAGGGUCUUGGCAAGAUGAUCUGGAGAAUUUGUAUCUGGAUACCCCUCAUAAUAGAGGCAGGUCAUACCAUGACCGGAAGUCCAAAGUGGACCUGGACAGGCUCAAUGAUGAUGUCAAGCGUUACAGUUGCACUCCCAGGAACCACUCUGUGAAUCUCAGGGAGGAGCUGAAGCUGACCAAUGCAGUCUUCUUCCCACGAUGCCUCCUUGUGCAGCGCUGUGGUGGCAACUGUGGUUGCGGAACUGUCAACUGGAAGUCCUGCACAUGCAGCUCAGGGAAGACAGUGAAGAAGUAUCACGAGGUAUUGAAGUUUGAGCCUGGCCAUUUCAAGAGAAGGGGCAAAGCUAAGAAUAUGGGUCUUGUUGAUAUCCAGUUGGAUCAUCAUGAGCGAUGUGACUGUAUCUGCAGCUCAAGACCACCUCGAUAAAACACCAUGCACAUCUGUACUUUGAAAGGACCUUUAGGUUAAGAAAACAUGGUAAGGGACCCUUGUCCCAUGCUCAAGAGCCUAAAUUGCUUCUAAUCUACAGUGCAAUAAAUACAUAUAGAAAUGUUGCUUUGUUAGUGCUAUCACAAGAAGAAGCAUAUAUCAUAGAUUUCUCUAUCCAUAAACAUAAUAAUUCACUUAUUAAUGGUCUGUGAAGAUAUGUAUAUAUACCCACAUACAUGUCUAGCUCUAUGUGUGUAAAUAGAUGAAAUACUUUAUUCAGUAUAUUUACUGAGGUCCUCCAGAGACAAAUGAUUAGAUUACUACUUGAUAUUUUGCUAAAACAAGGAAAUGUGUCAAAUAUAUAAAACAUCUUUUAAGAAAUCCAAAAGAUAACUGUAUUCUAAAACUUUCUAUGACAAAUGUAUCAGAUCUCGCUCACUUAAAGAAGACAUUUGUCCAUUAAAUAAAAGAUGAGACUAUCUUAUGUGUACACCUUAAUUAUAUGAAGAAAAAUACAUAGUUUCUGGCAAUAAAAACAGUUCUGAAAUAUUUUCUUCAUGAGAGGCACUACUCACCUACAAUAGACAGUAUCUGUCUCCACCACUAUACCAAAGUAAUACAGGAUAUUUGACAGUCAAGUCAUUAAGUCCUCUUUUAUGUAUUUUCCUAAUGCAAGCUAACUUCCUGAACACCCGUCUCAGUGAAUUGCUCAGGGACUUGUGAUAAGAGGCAAGCAACAGAGUGCAGCAGAAUUUUUGAAUCUUUUUAUUCUAAAAUCUGGACAAAAGCAAGUGUUUUCAGGAAGAGGAUGCUAUUUCACCCGAGCUUUUCAACAUGAUAGUCAUGGUAGAUUUGGAUGGUAGAAAGUCAGAAAUUAGCAAAUAUUGACAUAACUGGAAAUCAAAUGAGCUGUUUGUUAAGGUCCAUAUUUUAAAAUGUGUCUAAUUCUUCUAAACUGUGCCAAUAAUUUUUCUGUGCUUUGCUCUUGCAUUUCUGUGUUUUCAAUAUAUAUAUACAUGAACUUAUAUCAUGCUAUAUGAGACAAGUGAUCAUGGAAUAUUUAUAGCCUAAAAGUAUUUAUGUAUUAACAAAAUGGUUAGAGCCAGAUAUAACUUGUGGAGGCGGCAUAGAUUUGGUCUUGCCGUCCCACUGGGAAGCGUUGUGUUCUGGUUAUUGGUAGUGAAUUAAGUUUCCUUAGUGGCUCCUCUAUAGCUACUCUAAAGGGAGUCCAGAAGCAGGAAGUUGUUCAUUGCUCUCCCAACAAGAUGUUAGGAAGGAAUCCUGGAAUCAAGUUAGCUUGGUUCUGUACCCAGGAAACUACAUUUUUUUUUCCUACUGUUUCGAGAAUAGAAAAGAAAACUGAUUUCUCCUGUGAGUUCAACACUACCCUGAGCAUAGAGUGUUUUGUUUCUGGAUCUGUGAACAGGCUGCUUUCAUCCAGUGUCAGACGGAAUAGCUCAUAAACACUUACAUUGCUAAGCAUGAUGCUGUCUCAGCCAAGUUAACAGCUGUGCUCAACAAAUCUGCGCUGACACAUAUAUUCUAAAGGUUCUAUGCAAUCAAAUUACCUGUCAGUUCUACUUAAAUGACUAUUAAAAUUAAAUAGUACAUUGUUAAGUGUCAGGCAUGCCACAGAACAAUGAGAAGUAAGCCAGGCCCACAAUCAAGAGCCAUUUUUCCUCCAUGGCCAUUUGCAAUUUUCCUAUGAACCAAUGGCUCCUGAACAAAAACCAAACCAUCUAUUUACACUAUAAAGGGUACAGUUCAACCACAACUAUAAAUACAAAACAGAGUGUACAUCAAUAAACCUUCUAGGUGGUGGUACCCAAUUAAAGCCUUAGCUAUACUUUUUAUUUAUUAGCUUCAAUGCAAACAGAUGUGUACUCCUAUGUUGCCUUUUCUUUCAUGAGCACUUUAUUAAGGCCAAUCCCUUGGUUAUAUGUCAUCUAUUGCACAUACAACAUGUAAUAAAUAAAUGUUUCAUUGCCAUCUAAAGAGAAAGAAUAAAAAAUAAACCAUUGAACAUAUUUUAUUUCAAAACAAACUAACCAAUACCCAGAUAUGCAUAGCUCACUCAACCAGAAUGCCUUUUAUUCAAUAUGGUCUUAUAGGGUAGAAAACUUUCAUAAGUGGAGACUUGAUUAAAAAAUUUUAUUUACCCAAAUACACUCUAACAGGGCAUCAGAUCCUGUAACAGAUAGUUGUAAGACACAAUGUGGCUGCUGGGAUUUGAACUCAAGACCUCUGGAAAAGCAGUCAGUGCUCUUACCUGCUGAGCCAUCUCUCCAGCCUGAGUGGAAGCUUUUAUGUUUUUUUUGUCAUAUCACUAACAUUCAGCGUUUCCUCUCACAGUAUUUUCUAUUGAAAUGUAAUGUGCCUCUUAUCUUAUAAGAAAAUAAA
Molecule: messenger RNA, 3858 nt
Organism: Apodemus sylvaticus (European woodmouse)
Lineage: Eukaryota; Metazoa; Chordata; Mammalia; Rodentia; Muridae
Gene: Pdgfd
Product: platelet derived growth factor D
Exons: 7
Coding region: 343-1455 (370 amino acids)
Biological process (GO): positive regulation of cell migration; positive regulation of MAP kinase activity; positive regulation of ERK1 and ERK2 cascade
Cellular component (GO): membrane
Molecular function (GO): growth factor activity; platelet-derived growth factor receptor binding
Source: RefSeq, a predicted model, not a curated record